CUACAAGGUGCCAACUCUGUGGUUGUAUCCUGGUUACCCCCACACCAUACCAAUGGAGAGGUCAUCAAGUACAGAGUUUAUGUCAGGGAAGUACAUUUUGGAAGGGAGAAGUCCCAUACAAAAUAUGACAGACCUGCAAGCAGUGAUAGCUUCGAUAUUACAGGCUUAAGGACGGGUACGCAGCAUCAGUUUUGGGUUCAAGCAGUUACUAAAAAGGGUGAGGGACGAAGCUCCCAGGUUGUGACUAAAACUCCUUCUAACAAUCCAAUCCCUCAAAUAACCUCCAUAGGCUGGGAACUAUUCCAGGUUUGGAGAAGUCCAGUUUAUUUACCCUGCAGACAUAUUGGGACCCCACCUCCUGUCACACGAUGGUAUUUUCAGGGUAAGGAAGCGAACUGGGUGAAUCAAGCAUCAACAUAUGGUACGAGCCAACUCUCUAUAGAAUCUGCAAGAUCUGAGGACACAGGGAACUAUACUUGUAUAAUAGAGAAUGGAGAAACAUUAGAUUCUAUCUCAUACUCUCUCAGGGUUCAAGUUGCACCUAAACCUCCUGUUAUCCGAGUCCACCGUGUGACCUCUAACUCUAUAACUCUGCGCUGGACGGGUUCAGAACUAGGAAACUCUCCUGUUAUUGGAUACAGGAUAAAAUAUAAGAUCACAUACGGAGAAUGGAUGGAAAAACAGGUUAGUUUUUAUGCUGAAGAAGAUACAUUAACAGAUCUGUACUGUGGACGGCAGUACCAUAUGGUUAUGUACCAAACUAACUAUAUCGGCGAGAGCGAAGCGAGUCAGAUCAUUAAUACAAGAACCGUAGGAGAAAAACCGAAUCCUCCGCUGUCAAAGGAUUUCUUAGUUGUGAACUCUACCCUGGCCAUCCUACUUCUUGAGAGCUGGAGCCAAGAUUCAUGUACUGUAUUGUACUUUGUAAUUGAGUACAAACUUUCAGCAGAUAGUACAUGGACUGUUGUGACAAACAAUCUUGAGAUCCAGGAUACAUACAGCAUUAGAGGGCUUUCUCAAUCAACAGCUUAUGAUCUUAAGGUUACAGCUCACAACCAUGCAGGUUCAGCCACAAGGAUUUAUCAGUUCAUUACCCUGGAUACUCUGGGGGCUCCAACCCUACCCAGAGGAGGUCUUGCAUCCGUCCUCUCCGGGUUAGGGUUUAGGGCUUCCAUCUCAAUACUCAUCUCAGUUCUCUGUCUGGUGCUGGCUUCUCUGGGUGUAUGUUUUUGUAUUAGAAAAAAGCAAGUAUCUAAGCGUCCUGGAAGAUAUGAUGAAAUCCCUAAAUCCUCGACUAUGGAAAAUCGACACAACUUGGACCAGCAGUUCUAUGCGACUGUACAGAGGAAAACCCCCGCCCUUACACCCUUCUCUAGUGGGGGGUAUGAAGUUGAUACCAUUGAACAGCUCAAAAAGGCUGUAAGAUCCAAGGUAGAAAAGAUCCCUGAGACGGCAAGCGAUAUUUCUCCGUAUGCAACAUCAAACCUUCAAACCCUUCCGGUCGGGGGUAGACAGCAUACUCUGGGCAGGACAGAAACCUUAACUCCGGGUGGGAGACAACAUACGCUCGGGAGAAAUGAAACACUGCGCCUCUCUGACUAUCACCGACAAAUGGAAACUAUGGGACGGGAUACCCUUGGUCGACAGAAAGAUCGGGAUACGAUCGGUCGACAAAUAGAUCGAGAUACACUGGGUAGACACAGACAUCAGCAACAACAACAACAACAACAGCAACUUCAACAGCAGGAGGAGGGAGGCAGGGGGCGUUCCGAAGAGGCUGGUAAGAGGCGUGGCUCCAGGCGAAGAUACUCUGAGAGUGAGGAGUAUGAUAGUGAUAGUGAUAGCAGGACGGAGUCCUCAAAUCAGUUGGAUCAGGACAAAUUUAGUGCUCUCCGCUACAGGUCCCAGUUUAACCUGUAGACGGAGAAAUGCGCAACGUUAAGAAAAAGUUUUGGAGUUGCGGCAUUUGGACAUAUCUGACAUUUUAUAAAUGUAUUGACGAAUCUCCCUUUUUGAAUGGAGAAUACCAAAUGUUCUAACCUAAAAUGAAAUUUGAAGAAGAAUUUUAUGAGAUUUUUCACAAAAUGUUAAAUAUAGAUAUUAAAACUUCUAGAGUUUGUAGUUUUCUAAAAGCAAGUUUUAAAUCAAAAGUUUGAAUUGAAUGUGUCAAAUAUCUGCAAGCUAAUGCAAAGGGUUUAUAUCACGUUGUUCUUUAUAAAAUAUUUUAUAAGUGAGAAAAAAAUAAAUGUUCUAAGAGCUGUAGUUAAUAAAAUUAAUCUGGUAAUCCUCUAUUCAAAACAAAAUUUUAACUGUUUUCUUUACAAACCUUGUUUUGCGAAGAAUACGAAGAGGUGCUAAAUAACAGAACUUCUUAAUUUAACGUGCUAUCAUAGAUUUAAGUGAUUUUUAAAAUUUUUGGAUUUUAAUUAAGAUUCAAAAUUAUACCUUAGUCUUAGAAAAAAAUGGCGUUAGUCUUGUUUUUAUUUCUAGAAAUUAAUUAUUAUCAAUUACAAAUUUCUCUAUAAAUAGUUACUGGAGUUGCGGGUUUCUUGAUAUAGGAGCAAUAGAAGAAAAUGAGAGAGUUACACUUUUCCAUAUAUAAAAACAACUAUGUUUUCCAUAUUAUUGACCUAAUAAGGUUCAAACAAUACCAUUGUGAAUCGGUUUAGCCCUCCUUGAAUGGAGGUGCACAUGAAAUUACAACAACGUAUGCAGUCCCUUUAAUAAAAACUAAAUUAUUCAAAUAUUAUAUUAAUAUUUUAUUCCAUAUUUUACGUGUUUUGUUUUCCUGGCUGUGAUUUCAUAUAUUUUUACCUGUUAAAGUUUUUGUUCUGCAGCUCGUGUAAAUAUAUUCUGCUUAAUGUCGUCUUUA
Eurytemora carolleeae is the source of this 2872-nucleotide messenger RNA. RefSeq names its product Down syndrome cell adhesion molecule-like protein Dscam2. Lineage: Eukaryota; Metazoa; Arthropoda; Copepoda; Calanoida; Temoridae. The transcript is spliced from 15 exons. Gene Ontology annotation, molecular function: protein binding. The coding region runs from base 673 to 1920 and encodes 415 amino acids. The record is from RefSeq and is a predicted model, not a curated record.